AUGGAAAACCCUAGGCGGCUAACAUCAGAAGUUCCUCCAGGAACUGCACAACCAUCGGGUGACAUUCCACCGAGGUCCGUCGUCGCUCCCGACUGCCUCUCCUGCCGCCGCGCUUUCAGCCUCGUUCGAUCCGGCAGACGACAGCACCCGUGCGGCCGGUGCGGCAAAGCCUUCGCCACCCCCAGCGGCCUCAAGCAGCACGCCCACAUCCACAGCAGCGUGAAGCCCUUCCGGUGCAACCUGUGCAGGAAGGCCUACACGCAGUUCUCCAACCUGUGCAGGCACAAGCGCAGCCACUCCGUGCCGCGAAAGACGAGCGACUUCUGGCCCCAGUUCGGAAAAUGGGUCGUCGGAAAAGCGGAACCUACGUUAUCCGUGCUAAGUAUCAGCGACAUCAGAAUUCAAACAUCGACGGACGAUACUGGUGAGGAAACAAAACAGUCUGCCAGCAGUUGUUUUGCGUUACGAAGGUUGUUCGCUGCAAAUUCGGAACAACAAAUAAGUCAGGAUAGCUCCACCACUCCAAAGUCCGUUGACAAAGACAACUUACAAAAGUUAUUCGCUCCUAAUUCGGAACACCAAAUAAAUCAGGAUAGCUCCACCACUCCAAAGUUCAUUGACAAAGACAACUUACGAAAGUUAUUCACUCCUAAUUCGGAACACCAAAUAAAUCAGGAUAGCUCCACCACUCCAAAGUUCAUUGACAAAGACAACUUACGAAAGUUAUUCACUCUUAAUUCAGAACACCAAAUAAAUCAGGAUAGCUCCACCACUCCAAAGUCCAUUGACAAAGACAACUUACGGAAGUUAUUCGCUCCUAAUUCGGAACACCAAACAGCGGAUAUUUCUACCAAUACGAAGUUCGUCGUAAAAGACAUCGACGAUCGUUCACCAAAUGCCGAAACGUGCAAGUACUGUGCCAAAAAUGCUUCGCUAGAAGUGUCUGCAUUGAAUCCAAACGUAGCAUACAAUGUGACCGACGGGUCGCCACGACUCUUCAAUUUAACACAAGCAUACGUGACACCAGACAUGUUUCAUUACCAACGCCAAAUGUCGCCAAAGAUCGGCUCCGUCUGUCCGGAAGCCCUCUCGCUGAACGAUCUCUGCUACUACAACAGGCUCAUCGAGAGCCACUGCUUCGGAAGACCGGAAGUGGCGAGACAGUGGAAGCCGGAAGAACCGGAGAAACGCUCGUUUCGCCCUCUGGUGCCGGCGUAUCGCGAGAGCGACGAACCCCUCGACCUGAGCGUUCGAAACAGCGCCCACCAUUCGAUGCUGGACAAGAAGUAUCCGGAUCCCUCGCAGAUGAGUCCCCUCUCAUUGCAGUGGCAGAGGACACUCCACCCGAUGCUCCUGGACACUCUGUACCAGGAAAACGUGGCGUUGAACCUCUUCGGUGGCGAGUUCCUCCCCUUCCACGUCCCCCAAGAAAGCAAGGUCCAGGCCCAGCCGACGUACGCCGACCACCUGAGGAAGAAGCGGGAGAAGUACUCGUGCAAGUUCUGCGGCAAGAUUUUCCCGCGCUCGGCCAACCUGACGCGCCACCUGCGCACGCACACGGGCGAGCAGCCGUACAGGUGCAAGUACUGCGAUCGGUCCUUCAGCAUCUCCUCCAACUUGCAGAGACACGUUCGGAACAUCCACAACAAGGAGAAGCCCUUCAGGUGUCCUCUGUGCGACAGGUGCUUCGGCCAACAGACCAACCUGGACAGACACCUCAAGAAGCACGAGUCGGAAGAGUCGGACAAGCGUCUCCAACAUUACCCCACUUCCGAUCGGUGCAACGACUAUUCGAUGAAGGAGGGUCUGAGGCCACUCUAUUAG
Molecule: messenger RNA, 1824 nt
Organism: Uloborus diversus
Lineage: Eukaryota; Metazoa; Arthropoda; Arachnida; Araneae; Uloboridae
Product: oocyte zinc finger protein XlCOF8.4-like
Exons: 2
Coding region: 1-1824 (607 amino acids)
Biological process (GO): regulation of transcription by RNA polymerase II
Cellular component (GO): nucleus
Molecular function (GO): RNA polymerase II cis-regulatory region sequence-specific DNA binding; DNA-binding transcription activator activity, RNA polymerase II-specific
Source: RefSeq, a predicted model, not a curated record